AUGGAUCACCUCAUGCCUCCCAACAAUGUGACUGAAUUCAUUCUCUGGGGGCUCACACAGAAUCCACACUUGCAGAAAAUACUCUUUAUUGUAUUUUUAUUUAUUUUUCUAUUUACCGUGCUGGCCAAUCUGUUCAUUGUCAUCACCAUCUCCUGUAGCCCCACACUUUCAUCACCCAUGUACUUCUUUCUCACUUACUUAUCCUUUAUAGAUGCCUCCUACACCUCUGUCACAACCCCCAAAAUGAUCAUUGACCUGCUCUACCAGAGGAGAACUAUUUCCUUGGCUGGCUGCCUGACUCAGCUCUUUGUGGAGCACUUGCUGGGAGGCUCAGAGAUCAUCCUCCUUAUUGUCAUGGCCUAUGACCGCUACGUGGCCAUCUGCAAGCCCCUGCACUACACAACCAUUAUGCGACAAGGGAUCUGCCACCUUCUGGUGGUGAUAGCCUGGAUUGGAGGCAUCCUGCAUGCCACUGCGCAGAUUCUUUUCGUGACCGACUUGCCCUUCUGUGGUCCCAAUGUCAUUGACCACUUUAUGUGUGAUCUCUUCCCAUUGUUGAAACUUGCCUGCAGAGACACCUACAGACUUGGGAUGGUGGUGGCAGCCAACAGUGGAGCCAUGUGCUUGCUCAUCUUUUCCCUGCUCCUCAUCUCCUACAUAGUCAUCCUGAGCUCCCUGAAAUCCUAUAGCUCUGAAGGACAGCGCAAAGCCCUCUCCACCUGUGGCUCCCACUUUACUGUCGUUGUACUCUUUUUUCUGCCUUGCAUAUUCACCUACAUGCGUCCUGUGGUCACCUACUUUGUGGACAAGUUGGUGACUGUGUUCUUUGCAAUCCUCACUCCCAUGUUAAAUCCUAUAAUUUACACUGUGAGAAACACAGAGGUAAAAAAUGCCGUGAGGAGUUUGUUGAGGAAAAGAGUAACAGUUUGUGCAUAA
Molecule: messenger RNA, 936 nt
Organism: Gorilla gorilla gorilla (western lowland gorilla)
Lineage: Eukaryota; Metazoa; Chordata; Mammalia; Primates; Hominidae
Product: olfactory receptor 4C3D-like
Exons: 1
Coding region: 1-936 (311 amino acids)
Biological process (GO): G protein-coupled receptor signaling pathway
Cellular component (GO): membrane
Molecular function (GO): olfactory receptor activity; G protein-coupled receptor activity
Source: RefSeq, a predicted model, not a curated record